ACAAUCAUCAUCAUCAUCAACCCACCUCUCUCUCUCUCUCUCUCUCUCUCUCUCUCUCUCUCAGAGAAGGUAUUGUAGAUCAAGAUUCAUUAUUGUUCUGAACUUGAGUUGAGUUGCGUUGCUGCUGUCCCUUUUGCUUUCUUGAUUGAAUGUCAUGUUUUUUUGUGUUCUUCUUCUUCUUGUUCUUGAUUUCAUUACAAAAAAGGUAAAGAACCAUACCCCUUUUCGUGCUUUUUACCUCCCUCAAUUUCAUCUCAACCAUACCUCUUUUUCAUUCUUCAGAUAUUAUUAAUCCACCUUUAAUUUGCUGCUGUCAAUUUCCCUUUUGCUAAUCCGCUCCUCUUUCUUGAUUUUUCAUUUUUCACGGAGGUUUCUAGAUUCUUCUUUCAUUUUAGAGUGAGAGAGAGCGAACAGAACAGAACAGAAAAAGGAAAAAAAAAAGUAGUAGCAUUAGGGUUCUUUUUAAGAUUCUUUUUCUCUCUCUCUCUAACAGAUUAUUAAGAUUUUUAAUUCGAGUUUUUGAUGAAUUGGGGGAGAUGGAGAUUCUGUCUUCUUCCCACUCCCCGACUUCUUAUUUUGCCUAUCCGAUGAUCUUUUCCGGCGGCGGCGGCGGCCGGAGAUGGACUGCGGCGGAGAACAAGGCGUUCGAGAAUGCUCUGGCAUUGUUCGACGAGACCACGCCGGACCGGUGGCAGCGCGUGGCGGCGAUGGUCCCCGGAAAGACCGUCGCCGACGUCAUCCGGCAGUACAAAGAAUUGGAGGAUGACGUCAGCAGUAUUGAGGCUGGAUUGAUACCAAUUCCCGGCUACGCUUCCACCGCCGCCUCGCCUUUCACAUUGGAUUGGGGCGGCACCGGGAAUAGCGGCGGCGGCGGGAGAUACGGUUAUAAGGCGGCGGCGUGCGGCCGGAGAACAACGCCGGCGGCGGCGGGGGAACAUGAAAGGAAAAAAGGUGUCCCUUGGACCGAAGAAGAGCAUAGAUUGUUUCUAAUGGGACUAAAGAAGUACGGAAAAGGUGAUUGGAGGAACAUAUCGCGGAACUUUGUGAUCACCCGGACGCCGACGCAAGUGGCUAGCCACGCUCAAAAAUACUUCAUCCGACAGCUGUCCGGCGCCAAAGACAAGAGACGAGCAAGCAUUCACGACAUCACCACAAUGAGCCUUGACGACAACGACAACAGCAGCAAUCCUUCCUUGGACAACAUAGGACUAUCCUCACCAGCCGUUCCAAAACUUCCUUUCCAAUGGAGCAACGGAAGCCCCCGCGACAACAUCUACGCCCCGCCACAAGCCGGCGAGGCUCAAACGGAGAAUGGAUCCGACGCGCCGCCAAUCGAAUCAGGCUUUAACUAUAUAUGAUCAUCUCUGUUUCAUGUCUGUUUUGGUCUGAAAAUUGUAUCCUGUGGUUUUUGUAUUGUCUUAACUUCGUGAAUAUGUUUUUGUUGAAAUGAAAUCUUGUGGCCAAAUUUGAUGUAAGAACAUUUUUUUUUUUUAAGGGUUACUUCUAACAUACAUUG
Messenger RNA from Andrographis paniculata, 1516 nucleotides. RefSeq names its product transcription factor DIVARICATA. Bases 537 to 1358 code for a protein of 273 amino acids. The record is from RefSeq and is a predicted model, not a curated record. NCBI's taxonomy places the organism in Eukaryota, Viridiplantae, Streptophyta, Magnoliopsida, Lamiales, Acanthaceae. Gene Ontology annotation, molecular function: DNA binding. The transcript is spliced from 3 exons.